Messenger RNA from Choloepus didactylus (southern two-toed sloth), 2530 nucleotides. It is a transcript of the gene ERMN, whose product is annotated as ermin. The transcript has 3 exons. Gene Ontology annotation, cellular component: extracellular exosome; paranode region of axon; cell cortex. Gene Ontology annotation, biological process: actin filament organization; regulation of cell shape; morphogenesis of a branching structure. Lineage: Eukaryota; Metazoa; Chordata; Mammalia; Pilosa; Megalonychidae. Gene Ontology annotation, molecular function: actin filament binding. The coding region runs from base 269 to 1123 and encodes 284 amino acids. The record is from RefSeq and is a predicted model, not a curated record.
UGGGACUGCCAACAACAAAGAAGGUGGGGACUGGCUGGAGUCGAGCUCAUGGGCUGGUGGCGAAUCUGACAAAUCCUAUUGCUUUGGUUCUAAGCUCUGUCUGGACAGCUGUAGGUAAAGAAGCUUGUUAUGUACUAAAGUAAAUAAUUUGUAUUCUGAGAGUAGGAGUUGGGAUUGUAGGGUUUCAAGGCAAGAAAAUUUAUCUUCUCAAGGAUCUGCUUCCUCGGUUUCCCCAAAGAGCUCUUCACAUUGGACUCAGCUGUCCAUCAUGACAGAGGUUCCAGUGACAUUUGGUCAAGCCAGGUGUAAUGGGGCAACACCACCUGAAAAUGGGCAACGACCCAUCACUAAAAUCACUGAAGAAACCACUGAUGCUUAUGGCACCCUGCCGCACUACCGGGUAGACCCUAGACUUGAAGAUCUAUGCACAGAAGGAAAUCAGGAGGAAAGUGAAAAAUCACAAGGGAACAUGCCACUCACCUGGUCCACGGAUGAGCAGCGUGUAAAAGAAAAACCAGAAGAGAAACUCUUGAUAGUUCAUAAGGCUAUCACAGAUCUUUCUCUCCAGGAAACAAGUGCUGACGAAAUGAUAUUCAGAGAAGGGCAUCAGUGGGAGAAGAUUCCUCUAAGCAGCAGUAACCAGGAAGUAAUUCGACAGAUGGAAAAGAUUGCUGGAAAAUCUUUAGAAGAAAGAGAAGAUGGAGCUAGGAAGAACAAAGUCUACCAGGAAACUGAAAUUAAAUGGUUGGGGUUUCGGAAACCUAGCAAAGUUGACAUGCUGCAUUCUAAGCAUGAUGAGGAGCAAGAGGGUUGGGAUGAAGAAGCUAGUAAUGAUGAUGAUGAUGAUUGUAAUGAUGAUGAAGAUGUAGUUCGAGUAAUGGAGUUUAUGAAAAAAAAUGAAGAGGGUCCUCAAUUAAAAGAAGAAGAUGAUGCAAAUGAGGACUCCCCACUCAGCAGCCCCAGUUCCCAACCAGCGACACCAGAUGAGCAGCCAAACUUGGGGAAGAAGAGUGACAUCUCCAGAAGUGCUUAUUCAAGAUACAAUACAAUUUCCUAUCGGAAAAUUAGGAAGGGGAACACCAAGCAAAGAAUUGAUGAAUUCGAGUCUAUGAUGCAUUUAUAAACUAACUGGAGCUGAGAAAUUCUCAUGCCCACUAAAGCAAAAGCUAAUUCUUUUUUCCCUGAGAUAUAUCUUUUUAUGCCUUAUUUUUGUCAUUCCCUUUAGAGAAGUAGAAGCUUACUCUCUGUUUCAUUCUAAAAUAAUGUGGAAAUAACCCUAGACAAUACUCAGUCUAUUAACUUCAAGUUAAGAAGCAUUAGAUUCAUUCUUGGGCAUUUGCUUUGUAAAACGUCACUAAUACAGCACUGUGUGAUAAGCACCAACAGCCAGCACAACUGGGGAAAUCUGUCAUGACUUGGCUUUAAAAGGGGCAGAAUGCUAGGAAAUGAAGUCAUCAGAUGAGAGAGAUGACUGCUUGAAAUGAUUCCUGUCUUACUUUUGUUGUCUUUGAGGGUGAUAGAAAUUCUAAUGGUAAACCUCUCUUACUUUUAAACAUGGUUGAACAGACUCUGGCAAUAAACUUUCCAGAAUGCUUUGUCUUUCCGAUUAUCUUCAAAAAAGAUAGAUUUUAAGUAGUUCUCAGUGGCAUUUCCAGAGUGAAAAUUCUUAAGGUCUCCUUUCUAGGCGUUCCCAAACACUGAAUUUUCUGACUGGAGGGGCUGAGUAAUUGUCAGCUGGGAGAGUUCUGGUUUCUAAAUGUUGGCUUUAUGCUCUCAAGCUGAAUGAAACCAUUGUGAGGCUGAUACAAAGGAAGGACUAAAAGUCUAUUGAUGGCCAAUAGACUAAAGAGUUAUAUUCGAUAGUUUCAUUUUUGUGGCUGAAAAUAAAAAUUUUGUCUAGCACAGUUAAAGUCAUUAAAAAUGAUAAUGACAGCUUUAUCACCAUUUUAAGAAAAUACUCUCUCUGUUAUCAUACUUUCCCUUAUUAAUAGUAUCUCAGAAUAAUUUUUCCCUUAGAAACCUGAGACAACUCUAGUCAUAACUGUACUAGUUACUAUGAGAGUGGAAAUAAUUAUCUUAGAAUACUUUCAAAGUAGAGCUUAAGCAUGUAUUUUUAGUGACAAAGCUGAUAGUUGUUGGGAAUAUAUAAUUUUCUGGAUCUCAGCCCAAAUCUAUAUGCUAAAAAAUGUACUUGUGGAGUUUCAUGCAAACCAGCAUGUCGAAUAAUGUAUAUUUAUGAAAAGGGAGAGUCUAUAUAUUCUUCUUAGAUAGUUUGUUCCACAAGUUUUCAUUUCAUGCUCCCAUGUUUAUUGCCAUGAUCUUUCUGUCACCACAGAUGAGGAAAUUAUUUUGGUCCUGAAAAUAAAAAGACAAUUCCUUAUUGUCUGAAUGUAAUACAGUCCUCAUUGUACUAUUCAACCCUUUGUUUAUUUCUUUUUCAUUUUGUGAAAAACCCAGGGUUAGUCUCCUUAGACUACUGCUUAUGUAUGUGUAACAAAUCCCACACACUAUAAAGAUGGUUUUUAAAUUC